This is a messenger RNA of Hyaloscypha bicolor E, 1982 nucleotides long. Its product is annotated as cytochrome P450. Gene Ontology annotation, biological process: sterol metabolic process. The transcript has 6 exons. The record is from RefSeq and is a predicted model, not a curated record. Lineage: Eukaryota; Fungi; Ascomycota; Leotiomycetes; Helotiales; Hyaloscyphaceae. The coding region runs from base 130 to 1734 and encodes 534 amino acids. Gene Ontology annotation, molecular function: heme binding; iron ion binding; oxidoreductase activity, acting on paired donors, with incorporation or reduction of molecular oxygen.
AAAACAAUCUGCAAAUAUAUCCUCUCCUUCUCAAUUCCCGCCAUCCGCCGCGUUCGCUCGCUCGUUCACGUCUGUCUCGCCCACAGACUCCUUCUCGACCCCUAACGAAGGCGCACGAACCUCAGCACCAUGGCUACGGCAUCGAACGUCAGCUUCGCCUCGCCCCUGGCAGACGCGAAGUACGCGCAAAUCGUCGGACACCCUCAAAUCGAUGGAUUGCUUGGAAGACUGGCAGAGCUCAGCGGCUGGCAAAUUGCAUUUACCAUUCUUCUCGUCCUGAUCGCAUACGAUCAAUGCUCCUACCUCUGGCAGAAAGGUUCGAUUGUUGGCCCAGCAUGGAAGACUCCGUUCAUCGGCCCUUUCCUCCAGUCGAUGGAUCCGAAGUUCGAAGAAUACAUGGCGAAAUGGGCCAGUGGGCCUCUCAGUUGCGUCUCCGUUUUCCACAAAUUCGUGGUUAUUGCAUCCACCCGGGACAUGUCCAGGAAGGUUUUCAAUUCUCCCAGCUUUGUGAAGCCCUGCGUUGUUGAUGUGGCGCACAAGCUUCUUGGAGCAAAAAACUGGGUCUUCCUCGAUGGAAAAGCACAUGUCGACUUCCGCAAAGGUCUCAAUGGCCUGUUCACUCGCAAAGCACUGGAAUUAUAUCUGCCGGGGCAAGAGGACGUGUACAACAUUUACUUUGAGAAGUUCCUUAAGGUCACCAAGGAUGCGGAGGGAAAACCAGUUCCGUUCAUGCCCGAAUUCCGUGAACUCAUGUGUGCAGUUUCAUGCCGAACCUUUGUUGGCCACUAUAUCUCCGAUGAGGCUAUCAAGAAGAUUGCCGACGACUACUACAAUAUCACCGCGGCCCUGGAACUGGUCAACUUCCCAAUUAUAAUACCAUUCACAAAGACUUGGUAUGGCAAGAAAGCCGCUGAUAUGGUAUUGGAAGAGUUCGCAAAGUGUGCUGCGAAGAGCAAGGUCCGAAUGGCAGCUGGAGGCGAAAUCACUUGCAUCAUGGAUGGGUGGGUCAAGGCUCAAUUGGACUCUGCAACCUGGCGCGAACGUGAGGCGAAAGGACUUUCCAUGGAAGGUAUCGAGAAGCCAGCAUCUCUGCUGCGCGAUUUCACGGACUACGAGAUCUCACAGACCGUCUUUACCUUCUUGUUUGCUUCCCAGGACGCUACUAGCAGCGCGGCCACAUGGCUGUUCCAAACCAUGGCCCAACGACCAGAUGUCUUGGACAAGAUUCGCGAGGAGAAUUUGCGCGUCCGAGGAGGUGAUCGAAGCAAGGCUAUCACAAUGGAUAUGCUGGAUGAGAUGGUUUAUACUAAGGGUUCCGUCAGAGAGCUGUUGAGAUAUCGCCCCCCAGUCCUCAUGGUUCCGUAUGUUGCCAAGAAGCCCUUCCCAAUCACCGAUACCUAUACCGUUCCUAAAGGCGCUAUGAUAAUUCCAACUGUAUAUCCGUCUCUCCGUGAUCCCGAGAUCUACGAAAAUCCCGAUGAAUAUAAUCCUGAUCGUUAUGUAACGGGUGACGCCGAGGUGAAGGGCGCAAAGAACUUCUUGGUAUUCGGAACUGGUCCCCAUUACUGCCUUGGACAGGUCUAUGCACAGAAUAACUUGGCUCUUAUGAUCGGGAAGGCCUCAAUGUCUCUCGAGUGGGUUCACCACCCAACGCCCCGCUCAGAGGAGAUCAAGGUGUUUGCAACUAUCUUCCCAAUGGACGAUUGUCCUUUAACUUUCUCGAAGCGAGCAUGAAAUCAGCAGUCAUGGAGUUUGGUGUGAAGGGGUGCAAAAAGAUCUCUGUAUCUGAGCAAUCCGGCUUGGGCUUGCUUUUAUAGAUAUGGCGUGCUGUGCCAUUCUGCCUCCACUGCAUUGCAAAUAGGGAAGUAUACAGGCGUUCCGAGAAGUCCACACAUUGUAUUUACUCAUGAGUCGAUGGUGAUGCCAUCAAGAAUAAUCAGGUUGUAAUAAUUCUAAUAAAAGGGCUUCGAGCCUGUUUGAGC